UGGCCACGUGACCUUUAGUUAGUCAGUCGCGCUUCACUACGAUUUGCAUUUUGUAUUGCAGCAUUUUCUAUUGAAAUGCAAAAUGUGGAAAGUGGAAACCUUUUUUUUAUGUGAUAAAUAUAGUUUAUUUUAGUUAGUUUUGUGUUAUGAUAACAAAAUGCCUGCAUCCAUUGGUGUUAACUUGCGCGUAACAGGCCACUGUAGUCAAGGCGGGAGAAAGUACAUGGAAGAUUUGUUUUCCGUUGCGUAUCAACAAACCGAAGAUGAGAGAGAUCUUGAAUAUGCUUUCUUUGGAAUUUACGAUGGCCACGGUGGUGGAGAAGCUGCUGCUUUUGCAAAGGAGCAUUUGAUGGACGCUAUUGUAAAACAGCGUCAUUUCUGGUCUGACAAUGACGAGGACGUACUGAAAGCCAUUCGCAAUGGUUAUAUGUUGACCCACUUGAACAUGUGGAAAGAAGUAGAGAAAUGGCCAAAAACUGUGACAGGUUUACCCAGUACAGCUGGAACAACGGCAAGUAUUGCAUUUAUAAGACGAGGCAAGAUUUAUGUAGGACAUGUUGGUGAUUCCGCUAUUGUUCUGGGUUACCAAAAGGAAGGUUCUGAUGAAUGGGAGGCAAAACCGUUAACAUCUGACCAUAAACCUGAAUCCAUUAGUGAAAUGGAGAGGAUUGAGAGAUGUGGUGGCAAAGUGGUGUCAAAAGCAGGGGUACCAAGAGUAGUAUGGAAUAGGCCCAGAGCCGGUCACAAAGGGCCAAUAAAGAAGAACACCCCAAUGGAUGAGAUACCAUUUUUGGCUGUUGCAAGAUCACUUGGUGAUCUAUGGAGCUAUAAUCCAAAUAAUGAUGAAUUUAUAGUUAGUCCAGAUCCUGAUGUUGGUGUCCUUACCAUUGACCCAGCCAAGUUUAGAUGUCUAAUUUUUGGAACUGAUGGCUUGUGGAACAUGAUGACACCGGAAGGUGCUGUGAGUUUAGUGCACUCCACAGAGAAGCAUAACGAAGCUGCCUUAGUUGGAGUAGGUAACCAGCCAAGGGACUGGUUGAAUCCUUCUAAAAGCCUAGUGGAUCAAGCUCUUGAAAGGUGGUCAAACACUCGGAUGAGGGCUGAUAAUACUUCAGUGGUCACUCUUAUGUUAGAUCCUCCAGGCCCCCCUCGAGCAACUGUUCUAAGAUCAAGAACUGCAGCAACCCAAAAGGCACAGUCAACAGUUAAUCCUGCCGUUUCCUCACAUCCAGCUGUUACAACUGCUUCUUCAAACAAAGUAGAUGACAGUAAAUCUGAGAAUGCCGUUGAAACUGAAAACAGACAAGUGCCUGAAAAUGGUUUGACCAUUAUGACCCGGUAUUCAGAUGAAGAUAAGCCUCUCCAAAAUGGUGAGUCCUCUGAACACACCCCCCUACCACCAUGCACCACCAUUGAUGGGAGAUUUUCUGUGGGAGCCAAAAAUGAAAGUACGAAUGAGUCGAAAGAAGAUUCUGAGACAAUAACAAAUUAUGGCAACCCCGCCGAGUCGUAUUUCAUGGCGCGUCUGCUUAAUAGAACUAAAGUUGUGAAUACAUUAUCGGAAGUGUACAAUGAAAUAGUUAAUUGUACAAAUGAAGAGACAGUCGAAUCUCACGAACCAUCACCACCACCUCCUGCCACCGUUGUCCCCGAAGAGACCGUUGAAGUAGUGCGGCCCAUUAUCGCCCGGCAAUCACUGCCACCGGAAGAGAGUAAUGUCGAAGCGGAGUCAGAGCUCGAUAACAUCAGUAUACAGAUCAAUGAAGUUUCAUCCAGUUCGCCGACAGAGGGGCCGGUGCGGUCGAGAGCGAAGAAGUUUCGGGAUGUUAAACGGGACGCGACGCCUAAUGAUCGGGUGCUGCGCUCGCACCACGAGUCCGAGGCGGCGGGGCCGCAGACCAGGCAAGCCGCUACUCGCUUGCGGUCGCCCGUCGCGAAGCCGCUCGAGCGGGUCGUGAUCUUGAACAGACGCGACUUGCGUCCUCAAGCGCGGCGCCCCGAAGCGGGCUCGGGCGAUGCGGGGGAAGAGGCGCGGCGGUCCACUCGCUCGCAGCACGCGCCCGCGCCGCAGAAAGGGCGCCAGGAGUCAGUCCGGGCGGGAAACUGUCCGCGCGCCCCGGGGUCGACGCGGCGGUCCCCGGCGGCGCGGGAGCUAGGCCGCUCCAAGGAGAACCUCGGCGGCGGGAGGGGCCGCGCGGCCGCCGCUCGCGCCCCCCCCGCGCCGCGCCCUCGCCCGCGCCGCGACCCUAGCCAGCCCGAGGUGCACUCCACCACCGGCGAGCCCGCGCGCCCGCGAGCGCUGCGCUCCAGAAACGAAACCGACUCCCCCGCGCAGCCUCCGGGCAAACGUCCUCGCUACGACGACGCUCCCGACCCGCCCAAGGUGCCCGACAAGUGCGCUCGACCCAUCGGCAAGCGCGCCUCCGGCCCCUGGGCUCCAUCCCUGGCGCUGCGCAAUCGUUUGCGUCGAAGACUAGCGAAGUAAUAGUUCCUUCGUUCCGACAGUCACACGGUGCCUUGUUAGUGCUGCCAAAGUGCUCUAUGAACUUGUUUGUUAGUUCGUUGUGUUACGUUCGGUCUCGCGAUCCAAAGAUGACUGCGUCGUGUACGGUUACAUUUUCUGUUGUUAUUUUUAUUUUAUUUUAUCGCUUUCACGGAUCGAAGGUCGGCGACGUGUCGGUUUAAUUCUUAGUUUUAGCGUAGACCUAUUGACCCUUUUGUUAAUAGUUAUAGCUUUUGUUUAUACAUAGAUCGCCCCCGGAUCGUGGCAGAUUUAAACAAUAGUACAAAAGCCUAUUGCUUAGUUUACUUAUAAGACGUAAUACGUGGACCACACGAAUAAUCUUUAGCCCAAAUGCAUAUAUUAUAUUUAUUUAUCAAUAUUUGUAACACAAAGAUAACAUAUAGUGUUGCAUUUAUAUUAAGGCCAAUGUGAAAAUUUGAUUUUCAUGAGGAUUUUGAAAGAUCAGAGGCUACAUAUAAUUGUUGGGAUAGUAAUACCAGAAGGUAUGACAGUUUAUUUUGUAGCUAGGAAAUGCAACGAGGAUUUUGUAUUGUACCAACAGUGCUUUCUUAUUAUGAAAAUAGAUUAUGAGAAUAUAUGAUAUUGCAUAGAACAUUUAGAAGUGAGACUAAUAUUUUUAUACAGCAAUAACUGGUUUGCCUCGCCCAUAUCUGUUCCAUUGGAACAGGCCGUUCUAAUUGUAUUUUUAUAUUUACAUUAAUUAACAAUGGUGUGUCACUUUCUUUACUGUAAUUCCUCUUUUGGUACUCGUAAUUGUUACCGAUUUUUGUAAAGUAUUCAUUCUAAACAUAAGAUUGUUCACAGAACUUUUUUUACUUCAGUUAACCGUAUUGCCAAAUAAACUAUGCGAUUUUACCAGUGGGAGGCUCCUUUGCACAGGAUGCCGGGUAGAUUAUGGGUACCACGACGACGCCUAUUUCUGCAGUGAAGCAGUAAUGUGUGAGCAUUAUUCUGUUACGGUUUGAAGGGCGCCGUGGCUAUUGAAAUUGGUGGGAAAACGAGACUUAACAUUUUGUCUCUAGGUGACGAGCGCAUUUAUAGUGCCGCUCAGAAGUAAUGGGCUUUUUCAAGAAUCCUGAGUGGCACUGCAUUGUAAUGGGCAAGGCGUAUCAGUUACUAUCAACUGAACGUCCUGCUCGUCUCGUCCCUUAUUUUCAUAAAAAAAAGCUACAAUGUUAAUUGAAAUUCCUACUCCAGCAACAUUUUCGCCACGUACGUACCAACGUAUUUCCUAUUUUCUGUUCGUUUUUGACGGAAACGGAAUCCUACAUACAUCUGCGAAGAAAUUCAAAAGUGAGUGAAAUUGAGCAAUUUGCAGUGGGCCCGCUUGGUCGACAAAAAAAGUACAGACUAAGAAGGACCGUAAAACAAAUAAAUAAAAAAAUCUAUCAGUUCUAAGCAAUUUGUUAUUUUUUUUAAAGUGAUAACCCUCACUUCUGGGAUUAAUUACACAAAUUAAAUUUACAAAAUUUAUGAACGAUGCGGGACUCGAACCCGCGACCGCGACAAUCUUUGAUUGUUUAGAUUUGAAAGAGCAACAUCUUAAAUUUACUUCCUAAUAUGCGAAUAUUGGGGUUGUACAGGCUAACUGUAAAGUAGAUCCUGUAGAUGAAGCCACAGCCUGAGAGUUGAACAAGACAAGAUUUAUCAACGAUAUGUCACUGAAACGGUUGGCUCAGUGGUAAAAGCAAGGUCGCGAGUUCGAACCCGCAUCGUUCAUAAAUUUUCACACCAAAAUUCUUUUUUUUUUAUUAGCAUUCUACAUAAGAAAAUACCGUUCCGAGGGGUCUUUAUUAAAAGAAGCCUAAAAUUAUCUAUAAUAUAAAGAGUAUGUGAUACAUCAUUGUUAAAAUUGAACCGAAAAUUUAAUAUUAAACAAUAAUAGUUAUUUCUAUCUCUGAUCUGUAUAUGUAUAUUUACUCUGAAAGUAAACAACUAAUGUGAUUGUUAAACCAUAGAUGUGUUAUUGAAAACCAAAUACACUUAUUUGUAUUUUUAACGAGAUUGUUGAACCUGUAAAUUGCGUUACAAAUGAAAUUUGUUAUAAAAAUAAUUGAGGUUAAUAAUUUUAAUGAUUUUUUUGUCUUAUUAUUUUCGGUUGAUAAUUAUUGUCAUCUAUUGUAAUUCAGUUAUGUACAGUUGUACAUAGACUAGAAGCAUGUUUAAAAAUUAAAAUGAAGUAUAUAGUGCCUCUUUGUUACCGAGUAAAUCAAAUACCUAGAUAGAGAUGUUCUUUGAUAUAAUGAGAUAUUAUGUAUUUUUUUAUUAAAAUGUAAGUAAAUUUAUACGCAGUGUAAUAAUUAGCUGUAAAAGAGAAUAUAAUAUAAUUUGUUAAGAUAAAUUGUGUAAAGAUCUUAGUGAAUUUUUUAGUUUUUUGCACUCAAGUGCUCGGUCCGUUUGUGAAGUAUGGAAAUUCCAUUGCCAAUAAGAAAUCGUAGUUUAUAAAAUUUUUGUAAUUUUUUAACAAUGUUACCCACUAAUAUUGGAUGAAGUUUUGGAGUUAGUUACUAAAUAUUUGAUGAUAAAAUAACACAAGCACUAAAAACUGCUAACAAAUAAAUUUUCUUAUUUGAUGGAAUUUUCACAUGUAUUUCGAUAGAUUCAGUUUUGUUCGACGUCGCAACUUUAUUGAAUGUUAAGUUUACAGAGUUAAUGUUGUUGGCGGUAAGCAGGCGGCCUUGAAAUGGAAAUAGAUUUGGUGGUUAUAGCAUGUAUUGGUAACGUUAAGGGUGUUGCAAAACAAAUUUUACCUAUAUAACUGAAGCGAAAGUGUACACUUUAUUUUUCGAUUUAAAUAAAGUUUGUAUGAAA
Molecule: messenger RNA, 5335 nt
Organism: Leptidea sinapis
Lineage: Eukaryota; Metazoa; Arthropoda; Insecta; Lepidoptera; Pieridae
Gene: Pp2C1
Product: translation initiation factor IF-2
Exons: 5
Coding region: 158-2485 (775 amino acids)
Biological process (GO): protein dephosphorylation
Cellular component (GO): nucleus; cytosol
Molecular function (GO): mitogen-activated protein kinase binding; protein serine/threonine phosphatase activity; cation binding
Source: RefSeq, a predicted model, not a curated record